GCGGCGCGGCGCUGACAGCUGAGUCGGCUCGCGGCCUCCCGCCCCCUCGGUGCCCGGCCCCGACCUAGGCCUGGCCUGCCCGGGAGCCAUGAGCCCCGGGCUGCUGCUGCUGCUCGGCAGCGCCGUCCUGGUUGCCUUCGGCCUCUUCUGCACCUUCGUGCACCGCGCUCGCAGCCGCUACGAGCACAUCCCCGGGCCGCCGAGGCCCAGUUUCCUUCUAGGACACCUUCCCUACUUUUGGAAAAAGGAUGAGGUUUGUGGCCGCAUGCUCCAAGAUGUGUUUUUGGAUUGGGCUAAGAAGUACGGACCCGUCGUGCGGGUCAACGUCUUCCACAAAACCUCAGUCAUCGUCACGAGCCCCGAGUCGGUCAAGAAGUUCCUGAUGUCAACCAAGUACAACAAGGACUCCAAGAUGUACCACGCAAUCCAGACCGUGUUUGGCGAGAGACUGUUUGGCCAAGGUUUGGUGUCAGAAUGUGACUAUGAGCGCUGGCACAAGCAACGCAGGGUCAUGGACUUAGCCUUCAGCCGCAGCUCCCUGGUCAGCUUGAUGGAAACGUUCAACGAGAAGGCGGAGCAGCUGGUGGAGAUUCUGGAGGCCAAGGCAGAUGGACAGACCCCGGUGUCCAUGCAGGACAUGCUGACCUGCACCACCAUGGACAUCCUGGCCAAGGCAGCUUUUGGGAUGGAGACAGGCAUGCUGCUGGGCGCCCAGAAGCCUCUGUCCCGGAAGGUGAAACUGAUCCUGGAGGGCAUCACUGCAUCUCGAAACACUCUGGCGAAGUUCAUGCCAGGGAAGUGGAAGAAACUCCGAGAGAUCCGGGAAAGCGUUCGCUUCCUGCGCCAGGUUGGCAAGGACUGGGUCCAGCGCCGCCGGGAGGCCCUGAAGCGGGGGGAGGACGUCCCCGCCGACAUCCUCACACAGAUCCUCAAAGCUGAAGAGGGGGCCCAGGACGAUGAGAUCCUGCUGGACAACUUCGUCACCUUCUUCAUUGCUGGCCACGAGACCUCUGCCAAUCAUCUGGCAUUCACGGUGAUGGAGCUGUCUCGCCAGCCUGAGAUCUUGGCAAGGCUGCAGGCCGAGGUGGACGAGGUCAUCGGUUCUAAGAGGCACCUUGACUGUGACGACCUGGGGAGGCUGCAGUAUCUGUCCCAGGUUCUCAAAGAGUCGCUGAGGCUGUACCCGCCAGCGUGGGGCACCUUUCGCCUGCUGGAGGAGGAGACCUUGAUCGACGGGGUCCGAGUCCCCGGCAACACCCCGCUCCUGUUCAGCACCUACGUCAUGGGGCGUAUGGACACAUACUUUGAGGACCCACUGACUUUCAACCCCGAUCGCUUCAGCCCCAAAGCACCGAAGCCGAGGUUCACCUACUUCCCCUUCUCUCUGGGCCCCCGCUCCUGCAUCGGACAGCAGUUUGCUCAGAUGGAGGUGAAGGUGGUCAUGGCCAAGCUGCUGCAGAGGCUCGAGUUCCGGCUGGUGCCUGGACAGCGAUACGGGCUGCAGGAGCAGGCCACGCUCAAGCCGCUCGACCCUGUGCUGUGCACUCUGCGGCCCCGGGGCUGGCAGCCCGCACCCCCGCCACCCUGCUGAGCGGGCCUGGGGUGGAUGGGACUCCUCUGGCAAGGGCCGCACCCACACUCCUCUGCAACCCCGCUGCCAUCCACCCUGUUCCCCUGCCCCCUUCCUCAGGGGCACCCUCCACGCUGGCUCCCAGCGGGCCCCC
Messenger RNA from Prionailurus viverrinus (fishing cat), 1724 nucleotides. RefSeq names its product cholesterol 24-hydroxylase. The record is from RefSeq and is a predicted model, not a curated record. Bases 89 to 1591 code for a protein of 500 amino acids. Gene Ontology annotation, molecular function: heme binding; iron ion binding; cholesterol 24-hydroxylase activity. The transcript has 15 exons. Gene Ontology annotation, biological process: cholesterol catabolic process. Lineage: Eukaryota; Metazoa; Chordata; Mammalia; Carnivora; Felidae.